UUGGGUCGGCAGAGCCGGGGGGGGAUUAUGGCUCCUGGCGUGCGAGGAGACUUACGUGAUUCUGCGUUACCUUUGUUGAACUCACCUAGUGUUGAAGGUGAUACAAUCAAAGUUUAUGUAAGGGUACGUCCACCUUCAGAAGGAACUGUGUUAACCGAUGGAGACCAAGGCUUGUGUUUAUCUGUUCUUUCAUCAAAUACCAUCCGUCUGCAUUCGAAGCCUGAGCCAAAGAUCUUCACUUUUGAUUAUGUUGCAAAUAUGGAAACAACACAGGAGUCUGUGUUCUCAAGUGUGGCCAAAAAUAUUGUUGAAUCUUGUAUGAAUGGCUACAAUGGAACCAUCUUUGCAUAUGGCCAGACUGGGUCAGGAAAAACCUUUACUAUGAUGGGACCAUCUGAUUCGGAUAAUUUUACUCACAGCCUGAGAGGUGUAAUUCCACGGAGCUUUGAAUACUUAUUUUUUCUAAUUGAACGUGAAAAAGAAAAGGCUGGCAAUGGAAAGAGUUUUCUCUGCAAAUGUUCAUUUAUUGAAAUCUACAAUGAACAGAUCUUUGACUUGCUUGAUACUGCUUCAGCAGGACUCUUUCUCAGAGAACACAUCAAGAAGGGAGUCUUUGUUGACGGUGCUGUUGAACAGGUGUUGUCAUCUGCUGCGGAAGCAUAUCAGGUAUUAACUAUGGGCUGGAGAAACCGUCGUGUAGCAUCGACCUCGAUGAACAGAGAAUCUUCAAGAUCACAUGCAGUUUUCACUAUCACCGUGGAAUCCAUGGAGAAAAACAAUGAGGUUGUUAACAUUCGGUCUUCCCUGCUCAACCUGGUAGACUUGGCAGGAUCCGAGAGACAGAAAGACACCCAUGCAGAAGGACUGAGGUUAAAGGAAGCAGGUAACAUAAAUCGAUCACUAAGUUGCCUGGGCCAAGUAAUCACAGCACUUGUUGAUGUGGGUAAUGGAAAACAGAGACACAUUUGCUACCGGGAUUCCAAGCUCACUUUUCUGUUACGGGAUUCUCUAGGUGGUAAUGCAAAAACAUGUAUAAUCGCAAAUGUUCAUCCAGGAUCCAGGUGUUUUGGUGAAACACUGUCCACCCUUAAUUUUGCUCAACGAGCAAAGUUGAUUAAAAAUAAGGCUGUGGUAAAUGAAGACACGCAAGGAAAUGUGAGCCAACUGCAAGCAGAGGUGAAGAAGCUGAAAGAGCAGCUUGCUCAACUUACUUCAGUGCCAUCUGUGCAUGAUAUUUCUGUAUCACAAGGUGCGGUUGAAAAAGGGAAGAGCAACUUAAAUUACAUGAAUAGCUUUAUUGAAGCAAUGUUGUUCUGGGAGAAAUCAGAAGGUGAAAAGAAGAAUUUGUUAGAAAAAAUUGCUCAACUAGAAGAUCUGUGUGCCAAGAAGGAGAAAUUUAUCCAGUCCAGUAAAAUGAUAGUUAAAUUCCGUGAAGACCAUAUUGUUCGCUUGGAAAGAUUACAUAAAGAGGCUGGUGGAAGUUUAUUGCCGAAAGAGCAACACGAUCUCCUCACUGAAUUGAGGGAGGAAUUGCAGACACUCAGAGAACAGAUGGAACAACACCCGCGAAUUGCAAAGUAUGCUAUGGAGAACCAUAACCUCAGAGAGGAGAAUAAAAGACUUCGUUCUUUACAGUCAGUUAAAAAGGCGCAAGAAAUUGAUGCUCAGACCAUCGCAGAACUAGAAAAAGUGUUUUUGAAAGCUUCAGCCACAGACAAAAAUACUGGAGGUCAUCAUUUAUAUUCUACCACCGUAUCAGUGGAAGGCAACUCGCUGGCAUCCGUUGAAAGGCUGAAAGCACGCCUACUACAGACUCAAAGUGAACUAGCAAGUUCAAAACAAGAAUAUGAAGAAUUCAAAGAGCUAACCAAGAAAAAGCAUAUGGAACUGGAAUCAGAGCUUCAAUCCCUUCAGAAAGCAAACCAACAUCUUGAAAACAUUCUGGAGGCAACCAAAGCACACAAGCGCCGAGAACUCUCGCAGUUACAUAAGCUGCAUAGAGAAACUCUUAAGAACAUAACCACUCCAACCAAAGCUUACCAGCUAAGAUCUCGCCUAGUGCCACGAAUAAGCCCAGACAUCUUAGAUUAUCAUUCUGAAGACUUUCAGUGCUCCAGUGAGAUGAUGGAUGACAUUUUGAAAGAACCAGUUCCCCCAGAGAUGAAUGAACAAGCAUAUGAGGCCAUUGCUGAGGAGCUCAAAGUGGCACAGGAGCAAUUGAGCACAAUGCAGACGAAGCUGGAUGAAGAGGAAAGCAAGAAUAUAAAACUCCAGCAGCAUAUUAAUAAACUGGAACAUCAUUCUGCACAAAUACAGGAGCUCCUUUCAUCUGAAAGGAAUGACUGGAAUAAAGAGCGCCAGGAGCUUCUUGAACAGAUAAAAACACUUGAAAAGAAAUUUCAAGACAGUGAAAGCAAGACUGAUAUAUUAAAAAGUGAGGUCUGUGACUUGCGCAUCGUACUGCAGUCUGCAGACAAAGAACUGUCUGCUGUAAAAUUGGAAUAUAGUGCCUUUAGGGAAAAGCAAGAGAAAGAAAUGAGUCAGCUUUCUGGUAGACAUAUGGAUGUACAGGUCCAGCUGGACAGUGUCAGGCUAGAGCACGAAAAGAUUCUUGAAGAAAAAGCAAGCCUGCAGGAUGACUAUGACAAUUUGCAGGAAGUAACGAAGUUUGAGACAGAUCAACUGAAGCAGCAGCUUGAGGACAGAAAACAAGAAGGAGAAGCAAUGAAAAAUGAGCUUUGUAACCUCUUGAAACUCCUGAAAAUGGAAAAAGAACAUAAUGAAAAACUAACAUUACAAUUACAAGAAGACAAAGAAAAUAAUUCAAAGGAGCUCUUGAAAGUACUUGAAGCACAGGUGGAGAAACCAUCCUCUGAAAUUGUGACACGGUGUGAGCAGCAGGAGGCAAAACUGCAGAAACUGGAACAGGAGCUGGCUGCUGCUGAAGAAUUUAUUGUUUCUUUGAAGAAGACAAAUGAUGCAGAUAAGGAAGUCGUAACUGAUUUGAUGAGACAGAUCCAGGAGCUGAGGUCUUCAAUUAAUCAUAAAACUGAAUCCAUAGAUGGGCUGACAAGAGAACUCAAGGACAUAAGUUGCAAGUAUAAUCUUGUUCUGGCUGAAAAAGAAGAAAGCAAAAGAAUCAUACAGGAUCAGGAAAAGAAGAUUGAAGAACUGAAGGAAACUUUGGAGAGACGACAGCUAGCUGAUAACAUUGAGAGAGACCUUCUGUGUGAAGAUUUGCAUCAUACCACCGAGCAGCUCAUAAGACUGACAGAGGCCUCUAAGAAACAUGAUUCAUUGCUUCAGUGUGCCCAGGAAGACAUAAAAAAGAAAGAAGCUUUAAUCCAGGAACUGAAAGAACAGCUGGACAAAAUGACAGAAGAACUGGAGAAGAGAAAGAAUGAAUAUGAACUAAAAAUGAAGCAAAUAGAUUGCUUUGUGGACUCCUCUUCAGUAACAUUUCCUCAGUGUCCAAAAACUCCUCCCAAUUUUGAUGUGAAUUUGGCAAAGCUCUUGGAAACUCAUGAGCAAGAAAUAGCUGAUAGAAGGGCUUCUGCAAUAAAUCUGGAGCACCUUGUAUAUGAACUGAAUGAAGAACGAAGUGCUAAAAAUGAUGAAAUUCUAAGGCUGAAGGAGCAAUUAAAUGAGAUGGAGAACUUGCGUCUGGAAAUGCAGAUACUGAUGGAGAACAAUAGGAAUUUACAGAGCCUUGUAGAAGCUCAGAAGCAAAGCAAGAACAGUGAUCAGAAACAUCCUGAUGUUCAGUACCUCAAAGAGAAGGAGGACGAGAUUGCUGAAGAACGACUGGCUAAGAAUAAAGCAGUGGAGGAGAUGAUGAAAAUCAAAGCAGAAUUAGAAGAGACCAAAAAUACCCUCAAAAUCAAAGAGAAUACUUGUCUUGAAAUGAGUCUGGAGAUGGAACGAACAAGAGCUUUGGAGCUGAAAGCAUUUCAUGAGAAAGAAGAAAUAAGAUCAAAACUGGAGGAAACAUAUGAAGAGAAAGACAGAAUUGGAAAGGAAAUCGACUUGCUGAGGAAGCAAGUUGACUGUCUUGCUGAGGAGAACGGGAAGUUACUUGGUCAUCAAAACCUAAACCAGAAGAUUCAGUAUCUUGUGAAACUGAAGAAAGAUUACGCUAAACUUACUGAGGAGACUGAAAAACUACGAGUUGAAAAUGCUUUUUUGAAAGAAUCAAGAAAAUGUGACACAUGUAGACACCAGGAUCAUAGGCUAUAAUGACACAAAACUGCAGAGCCAUGGUUUUUAAAGUGUACAGAAUAAGCAAAAAAUAUUUGUCAAACUUGAGGUUUGCUGUAGUCUCAGACUAAUCAAGUCUUUCAGUUACUGUUAGUGAAGAAAUUUAUUCCAGCUAAGUGGGCAGCUUUUAGUGACCUUCCUAUAAUUUUUCAAAAUCCAAUCUUGUGUUGGUGCUGGGAGAUACUUCCUUGAAACCUUUGUGCCUGCCAAGGAAAAGCUUUCACACUGGGAACACCCCUGGAUUUUUGUUUCUUUGUAUGUUCUUUUAUUCAGGCUCUUACCUCUUCUGAAGUACUACAUUUCCACCAGAGCCAAGUCUUUAAAAGUGUAAUUCUUUAUGAUUUUUUUAUUGUUGUUGUUGCUAAACAUAGGAGGUUUUUACUGCUUUAAAGUCAGUCAAAUUUAUUAACUUUUUUUAAAUAACCCGUAACUUUCAUAUUGAAUUUUGUUCAAUAAAGCACAAAUGUGAAUUUAGUAAUAGACUUGUAAAUAGUACUAUAAAUACCUUUAUGGUUUGUAUUCUUUUUUUUUCUGUUUGAAAUUAAAAUGCUUUUUAAAUGUUUUUCCUCUAGUAUAAACUUAAUGCAGACUUCGAAAGAACUUCCUGCUAAUGUAGAAGCAUUUUGCAACCAUUUUCUUGUGAAACAAAAGUCAGAAAUGUUAAACAAGAUCUGAAAAUACACAGGACCUUUUUAGGAGGAUAACGCAAGUUCCUUUAAUUGCACUUAAACUGAAAUUUUUAUUAUUGGAACGCAAAACACCGAUUUAUAUGCCAGUGUCAAACACCUGGGUGUUUUGCUUUUUUUUUUACUGUCAGUAAUACAAUAAUUCAAUUUUUGGCAACUUUGAACAUUGCUACUUUUGCCCACAAGUGAUGGGGCAAAAGAGAACACAGACAAAGAUGUCAAGUCAGCUGUAGGAUACCUUGAGAAUCUCCUCGGCAUUUGUCUGAGGGAAAGAAUUUCCUCCAGCUUCUCUGUGAGUUCCAGAGUCCUUAUCCUGUAUGCUUGUUUCCUCUUGAACUUCAGUGUGGACUGUGAAAAAAGCUCUCAAAUUGGGGAAGUUUUUUGUUCUGCAGACAAGUAAUAAUAGAGAGCAGAAGUAACUAACGAUGAUUACUUAGCAGUCUAGAGGGGUUUGUCUUGGACCACACAACUGUUGUAUCCUGUGGACUGCUUUUUUUCAUUGUUGUUGCCAUGUUCUGAGCUUACAAAUGUUCCUUAAAGCCUCUGUCUGUCUUGUAUUACUGUUUUCUGACUGUUUCCAUGCAAGCAGGGUUUUCUGUCCCUCCCUUGGUGGGAAGGCAUGGUCCCUGCUGCACGUUGUUUACACGUGAGCCUGUCUCUGUGUUGUCUGUCUACAGUAGGACUUGCAUUGUUCUCUUUUUAUA
Messenger RNA from Cuculus canorus (common cuckoo), 5647 nucleotides. RefSeq names its product kinesin family member 15 (gene KIF15). Gene Ontology annotation, molecular function: microtubule motor activity; ATP binding; microtubule binding. The record is from RefSeq and is a predicted model, not a curated record. The transcript has 35 exons. Bases 28 to 4236 code for a protein of 1402 amino acids. Gene Ontology annotation, biological process: microtubule-based movement. NCBI's taxonomy places the organism in Eukaryota, Metazoa, Chordata, Aves, Cuculiformes, Cuculidae.